CAAUCGAUUAUACAUAGACAUAAGAUGAAGAAUAAGACUACUAGUACAAAGCAAUCAUCAUCUUUGAAUACAAGUAAACAGACAAGCAUACAGAAGAAUAGAAAGUAUGCAUUUGUAUUGGCACUGAUAGGAGGUGUAUUUGCAUCACUCAGUUCAGUGUUUGGCAAGAUAGUUGUUGAUACCAACUUCCUGUCAUUGUAUAUAUCUCAAGAGAAGGUCGACUAUGCCAUUAGACUGGUAAGCUUUGCAGGAAUAUUCAUAUGUACUACUAUGCAAUGGAGGUACUCUGCCAAGAGUAUGGAUCUGUCAUCAUCACUCUCUGCGACAGUGAUUGCAACUGCUUCAAACUUCUUCUUCUCAGCAUUCUUUGGAUGGUUGUUCUUUAAAGAGUUCCUGGCGCCUCAAUGGUGGAUUGGUGCAACAUUCAUUGUCACCGGAUUGUUCCUGAUGAAUGCUGACUCUGAGAAACAACCUCAACCAUCUUCAUCAUCAAGUAAGAAGAAUAAA
This is a messenger RNA of Acytostelium subglobosum LB1, 507 nucleotides long. RefSeq lists its product as hypothetical. The record is from RefSeq and is a predicted model, not a curated record. Lineage: Eukaryota; Evosea; Eumycetozoa; Acytosteliales; Acytosteliaceae. The annotation marks the transcript as partial. The transcript has 3 exons.